AUGAUUCGGUUACACUUAAAGGGUAGAAUAUGGAAGAAGAUAGUAUUUGCUUAUUAGGAUAUGUUACAAACUUUCGAUCCGGCUGACAAAGAGUUACUCAAGCACACAUACCAUAACACUAUCUUCAACAGUAAGGGUGUUAAAGUCUCAAAUUAUACGCGCAAGACAAGCCAGAAGAAAGCCUCCAAUGUGCAGUUCAAUUUGAACAAAAACGAAACUCUAUAUUAUUGA
Paramecium tetraurelia is the source of this 231-nucleotide messenger RNA. RefSeq lists its product as uncharacterized. The transcript has a single exon. NCBI's taxonomy places the organism in Eukaryota, Ciliophora, Oligohymenophorea, Peniculida, Parameciidae. The record is from RefSeq and is a predicted model, not a curated record.